GGCUCUAUCCCACGAAAGGACUGGGUGCGCCCCAGAACGAGGACGCGGAGCUUCCCUGUUCCAAGCAGGAACAGACUGAGAAAAUCCAAGAAAGAAGGCCCGAGGGGCUGCUGUGGCCCCAUCCUCCUGGCACCCGCGGCCCGGGCUCUGCGACGCCUUUCGCCCCACCUGUGGAAGCAGCGAUGCCUGGCGGAGCCUGGGGGCUGGUGAUCGCGUUGAUGUUCCUGGCCCGGGGGGAAGCUCAGGAGUGCUCUCCUGGGGGACACCAGUUUCUUCGGAGUCCUUAUAGAAGUGUCCAUUUUGACUCAUGGCACCUCCAGCAGUCAGCUGUUCAAGACCUAAUAUGUGACCAUUCCCUCUCCCCCGGAUGGUAUAGAUUUCUCAUCUUUGACAGACCUGCCGAGAUGCCAACCAAAUGUGUUGAGAUGAACCAUUGUGGAACUCAGGCCCCCAUCUGGCUGUCUCUGAGAGAUUCAGAAACACUGCCAUCUCCUGGGGAGAUCAAGCAAUUGACAGCUUGUGCAACAUGGCAGUUUUUGUUCAGCACUACAAAAGACUGCUGUCUCUUUCAAAUCCCAGUGUCUGUAAGAAACUGUGGGAACUUUUUUGUAUACUUACUACAACCAACUCAGGGAUGUAUGGGCUCCUGUGCGGAAGCUAUUUCUGAUGCACGAUUACACCCAUGUGGUUCUGAUGAAACUGAAAUAGGAGGUGAUUGUGUUCGUCAGCUGACUGCCUCAUUGCCAUCUCCACCUGCAGGAAGGCCAAAGGUUCUGGUGGAGUUGAUUGAGUCCAGGCUUUUCUGUAGGUGUUCUUUUGAUGUUCCCCCUACAAAAAACUCAGUGGGAUUUUACAUAGCUUGGUCUAGGCUUUCUUCUCAAGAAGUCAAGGAAGAGCUGAAACAAGAGACCACAGUUCAGGCAUUCUCUCUUUUAGAACUUGAUGGCAUAAAUCUCAGACUUGGAGACAGGAUAUUCUGCAGCGCUUCUGUCUUUUUCUUGGAGAAUCCUCAUGUACAAAGUGUAGCCAUCGAAAGCCAAGAAUUUUUUGCAGGCAUUAAGCUGCAGCCUGAAUUGAGCACUAUAUCAGAGGAUGGGAAAGAAUACUACCUGAGGAUAGAAAGCACAGUUCCUAUUAUUUGUUCUGAAUUUAGUGAGCUUGAUCAAGAAUGCAAAAUCUCAUUAAAACUGAAAACUAUUGAUCAAGGUAGAGAACACCUAAGAUUAAAUUUGGCACUGUCUUCCUGUCAUGUGGAUCUUCUCCAGACAUCUUCCUGUGCUAAUGGAACCUGUAGCCACACUUUUGUGUACUACACUGCUGUCACAGAUUUUUCUCGAGACGGAGAUAGAGUUACAAACAUUGUAGUGCAACCAAUAGUUAAUGAGGAUUUCCUGUGGAACAACUACAUUCCAGACAGCAUCCAGAUCAAAGUAAAGGAUGUCCCAACUGCUUACUGCUAUUCAUUUACUGACCCGCAUAUAAUUACAUUUGAUGGCAGGGUAUAUGAUAAUUUCAAGACUGGAACAUUUGUGCUUUAUAAGAGUAUGUCACGUGAUUUUGAAAUCCAUGUACGUCAGUGGGACUGCAGAAGCCUUCACUAUCCAGUGUCAUGUAAUUGUGGGUUUGUUGCCCAGGAAGGAGGUGAUGUAGUUACUUUUGAUAUGUGCAAUGGUCAGCUACGUGAAUCACAACCAUAUUUAUUCGUAAAAAGCCAAGAUGUAACCAGGAAUAUCGAGAUAAGUGAAUCUUACUUAGGAAGAAAAGUCACAAUCUGGUUUUCUUCUGGGGCAUUCAUCCGUGCUGAUCUUCGUGAAUGGGGCAUGAGUCUAACGAUCAGAGCCCCUAGUGUAGAUUACAGAAACACUCUGGGACUUUGUGGAACCUUUGAUGAAGAUCCAGAAAAUGAUUUCCAUGACAAAAAUGGGAUCCAAAUUGAUCAAAAUUUUAACAAUUAUGUUGCUUUUAUUAAUGAAUGGAGGAUUUUACCAGGAAAAAGCAUGUUUGACACACUGCCAAUUUCUAUGACAUCACCUGGAAAGCCAUCCUAUUGUAGCUGUUCAUUGGACACUGCAGCGUAUCCGUCUUCUGAUGAUCUGGACAGUGUUUCUCAAUCAGAAAUCGCCUUGGGUUGCAAAGACCUCAAUCAUGUCAGCUUAUCUUCUUUGAUACCAGAACUAGAUGUCACUUCUGAAUAUAUUAAUUCAGACACUCGUGUCAGAGAGGUAAACAAGCGUACAUCUCCAGAAGAAUAUAAUCUAAAUUUAUUUCCACAAGAAAAAAAACACAUAAACCUGACUAAACUCGGCUUAAAUGUACAAAAACAUCCUGGAAAUGAGAAACAAGAAGCAUUACAAUAUUUGGACAAUAGGAAAUAUACACAAGGCCAGGGAAGCCACAGCCAAGAAAUGAGGUACAAUCGAGAAAACAGAUGGAAACGGCAAAACUUUUAUGAGUUUCUUCCUUUGUUUGCUUUCCCGAGUCUCAGCCAAACAGAUCUGGAAGAACUUACUUAUUUUUUCCCAGAGGACCAUGCUGAGGAUGUACAGCAAGAGUAUUUCCCCUCUUGGCCCACACCCUCUGGCCUCACCGAGUAUAGCACCUUGACCCUCUGUCAGCAGACUCUAGCCAACUCCAGCAUAGGAAGGCUCUGUCUUGCUUUUCUUGGCAAGAGAGUAGACAGUGUUAUAGAUAUAUGUGUGAAGGAUGUUCUGUUAAAAGAUGAUCUUAGCUGGGCAGAAGCAGGUGUGGCCCUUUUAGAAAAUGAAUGUGAAAAGAGGAUUGUGGAGGAGGGGAAAUAUAACACAGAAGAGUAUGGCACAUCAAUUGAAGACAUUCUCUUAGUAUUAAAAUGCCCCAAUUUAUGCAGCGGCAAUGGGCAGUGUAUGGAAUGGGGGUGUGUGUGUUUCCCAAACUUUAGUUCCUAUGAUUGCAGUGAUUCCUAUGACAAAGCUCCUGAAAUUAUAGAGCUUGGGAAUGCUGGAUUCUGUGAUGUUCAAAAAUAUAAUUGUAUGAUGGUGAGAGUUUUUGGCAAAGGCUUCAAAGAAUUACCUUCAAUUAAAUGUGAAGUUACUAAGCUACAGUAUAAUAGCAGUGAAUGGAUGCCUGGAGAACCCAUCUAUACACAGACUGUUUUCCAAAAUAGCAGAGCUGUUGAUUGUCAGCUGCCCACUGAUGUUCAGCAGUUUGAUACCAUGGAUCUGGUGGGUGGGAAACCAACUGGGAAGUGGCAGUUGAAGGUAUCUAAUGAUGGUUAUAAAUUCAGUAAUCCCAAAAUAAUGGUCAUAUAUGAUGGUGCUUGCCAAGUUUGUGGUCUCUAUAAAAAUGACUCAUGUACUAUAAAGGAAAAUGUUUGCAUUAUUGAUGGACUCUGCUAUGUUGAAGGAGACAAAAAUCCAACCAGCCCUUGUUUGAUUUGUAGACCCAAAACUUCAAGAUUUACUUGGUCAUUUUCAGAAAACAACCAGCCCCCAGUGAUUCAAGCACUGCAAGACAAAUUACAGACAUUUUAUGGUGAAAACUUUGAGUAUCAGUUCGUGGCCUUCGAUCCAGAAGGUUCUGACAUCCAUUUUAUGUUGGACUCUGGUCCUGAAGGGGCAAGUGUUUCCUCUGCAGGGCUUUUCAUGUGGAAAACAGAUUUACUAACUCCCCAACAAUUUACUCUACGCCUUAAUGAUGACUGCAAUGCUGAAACUAGAGUCACGAUUGAGGUGACUGUGAAGUCUUGUGAUUGCUUGAAUGGUGGAUCAUGUGUGUCUGAUAGGAACUUUUCUCCAGGGAGUGGAGUGUACCUGUGUGUCUGCUUGCCUGGCUUCCAUGGCAGUCUUUGUGAAGUGGACAUUAGUGGGUGCCAAUCCAACCCUUGUGGUCUUGGCAGCUGUGUUAGUGGUUUUCACAGCUAUUCCUGUGAUUGCCCACCUGAGCUCAAAGGCAAAAAUUGCCAGGAAGAUGUUGAUGAGUGUGACUCCAAGCCUUGCUUUGAGGGAGUAGAAUGCCUGAAUACCUUUGGUUCCUAUCAUUGUGGUUCAUGUCCAAAAGGAUUUUAUGGGGAUGGAAAAAUAUGCCAUGUUGAAACACAAUUUUUAAAUAAAUUUACUACACAAACUGUGGUUCUCACAAGAUCCGAUAAAAGUGUAAAUAAGGAAGAGGAUGAUAAAAAUGCCCAAGGGAGAAAGAGGCAUGUUAAGCCAACAAGUGGAAAUGCCUUCAGUAUAAAUUUUCAGUCACCAUCAACAGAAUAUUCACUAAUUGGUACAAGAUUUACUCCCACUCCUGCUACUAUCAAAAAGUUAUCGAGCACAACUAACAACAUCUCCCGCUCAUCACUGAAAUUAAUUACAGCCCAAAUGGAUAAUUCAAUAAAGGCUAUUUCUCAUCAGAUAUCAGAUUUUGAACAUGUGGAUCGUAGUCUCAGUACGAAUCUCAGUCUGGAAAAGUUUGGAUCAACCAAAAUAUCACCUUGUGCUGGCUCGCCUUGUUUUCUUGGUGUUUCCUGUGUGCCAAGCUCAGAUGGUCACUUCAAAUGUGGACGCUGCCCCUUUGGGUAUUAUGGAGAUGGUAUCAAUUGCAGAGCCAUUUGUAAAUAUCCAUGUGGAAAAAGUAGGGAGUGUGUUGCCCCAAACAUCUGCAAAUGUAAACCUGGUUACAUUGGUUCUAACUGCCAAACUGCUCUUUGUGACCCUGACUGCAAAAACCAUGGAAAAUGUAUUAAGCCUAACAUUUGUCAGUGUCUUCCAGGACAUGGUGGAGCAACCUGUGAUGAAGAACAUUGUAACCCACCUUGUCAACAUGGUGGUACAUGCUUGGCUGGGAAUCUCUGCACUUGUCCUUAUGGUUUUGUAGGACCAAGGUGUGAAACAAUGGUUUGUAACAGGCACUGUGAAAAUGGAGGCCAGUGUCUUACACCAGAUAUUUGCCAGUGCAAACCUGGCUGGUAUGGACCCACCUGUAGUACAGCUUUGUGUGACCCUGUUUGCCUCAAUGGUGGUUCGUGUAAUAAGCCAAACACUUGCCUCUGUCCAAAUGGAUUCUUUGGGGAACACUGUCAGAAUGCUUUCUGUCACCCUCCCUGUAAGAAUGGUGGCCACUGCAUGAGAAAUAAUGUGUGCGUCUGUCGUGAAGGAUACACUGGUAGGAGAUGCCAAAAAAGCAUCUGUGAUCCCAUGUGCAUGAAUGGAGGAAAAUGUGUGGGACCAAGCACUUGCUCUUGUCCUUCUGGUUGGAGUGGGAAACGAUGCAACACACCUGUCUGCUUGCAGAAAUGUAAAAAUGGUGGUGAAUGCAUUGCACCCAGCAUAUGUCAUUGUCCUUCCUCCUGGGAAGGAGUGCGGUGUCAAAUACCAAUUUGCAACCCAAAAUGUCUUUAUGGAGGCAGAUGCAUAUUUCCCAAUGUGUGUUCCUGCCGCACUGAAUACUCUGGAGUCAAAUGUGAGAAGAAAAUACAGAUAAGACACCACUGAGUAGCAUCAAGUAUAUGAAUUACAAGCCUGUAUCUUAAUGGAAAUGUUUGUUCAGAAAAAGUUGGAGAUAACUUGAAGUUUAUUUGAACAUCAUUCAAAAAAUAUCUUAAAGACUGAAGAAACUAAUAAAAUACAUAAUGAUCUCAGUUGUAAUCAUUAGAGAAAAGCAAAGAAGAAAUCCAGGUAAUCUAAAUUUGAUGUUGAGAUGGGAUAGGAUAUUUACAUAUUGAGAUGAUGUAUCUGAUAUUCCAUCCAUUCACAAUAUUUAAUGAACUGAAUAUCUUCUUAGCCCUAACUGUGACUAUGUCUGCAUCAUUAGGAGUCAGUCAGCCUAAUGGACACCACUUGAUAUCAUCUGAUAGAUGAUGCUUAAUGCGGAACAAGGGGCUCACAGGACUAUUUGAAGAAUGGGGAAUGAGGGUUGGGAGCUAGAGGUUAGGAAAGCCACUGCUGAUCAGAGUGGGUAAUAAUGAAGACGUUAGCCCGAAGCUCCAAGCAGGUUCUUUUCAGAGGCUUUCCUGGAGCUGCUAUAAUACUUGAGAAUCUUUAAAAAUUACCACCAACUGUCUCAGGCAAAGUGGGUUAUUCUCAAAAUUUUGCUAGAAAGCCACUGUGAAUUUCAUCUUUCCAAGCAUCAAGCUGCAAACACCUCUGAAAAGACUGAUGGCUUCCUCUUCAUUUCCACCUUCUGACUCUCCAGCAAAUUUUUCUCAUUGGCAAACUCUGACUCAGAACCACACAGAUAUGUGGAUUCUGAAAAAUGUAAUUCCCAGCCUUACAAAAAAGUGGCAGUGGUGUCCUGGGCCCAAAAGUGAGAAAACAAACACCAGACAUGCUAAAAGGUCUGCAUCUGAUUGCUCUUCCAUCUUUCCAUUUUUUUCUGUACCAUAAUCCAUUUUGGUAUAUGAAUUGAGAGAGAUGAUCACAAAACCAAAUCCUUCUACAGAUAUCACAAGAAAAGUGUAUGUGGAUGCUUAAUAAAAACAAACUUAAAUUACAAUACAUGAAUAGUUGGGGAAGUGGGUAACAACAACAGGGAAUACACAUAUAAUUAAAAGAUUUGCCUCAGAGACCCAAAUAAUUGCAAGUUACCUGGGGUUAUAAAGUUUCCUUUUUCCUGCUAUCUCAUAUUUUACCUCAGACAUUUCAUUUGACUUUCAGAAAACAUGUUAUUUUAAUUUGAACACAACCAUCUUAAAUCAUAUAUUUACAAAUCAUAUAUUUACAAAGGCCCAUUUUUUUUUCUUUUAAGUAGAAAGAUUGAGCAUUCAUUCCUAAGCCAUAUCCAACCUGUAAGAUAAAGUAAGACACGAUCAGAAUAAAAGUAUUGCUACAUUUGCUAAGGACUCUUUAAGUAUUAACAUCCAAUGUCAGAAUUAAAGAGUUUUUAAUUUAUCAUUUUAUAUUUACUAAAAGGUGGUUUUAAUAGAUUAAUUAGGAGAACAUAAUAUAAACCAAAAAUAAAAUUCAAAGCCUCCCAACCAAUAGAAAGGACUCUUCUCGAGUAAUUGAAUUCCAAAGUAAACCUGAAACAUCGGUUCAGGACAUCAUGGGAAUGGAUGGUCAGACACGCCUCAUUAUACCCUCAUCCCUUUGGAAUUCAGGCACGACCCACCAGCAUUAACAUCAAGACAGAGACCUUAAGAAUAACCAAAGCAGACUUUUUGUAGCAAUAAGAUAGUAACAUGACAGAUAACAAGCCCUGAAAGAAAUUCAAGUAUUUUACCCUAAAAUAUAUUUUUUGACAUAUUUUGAAAUGUCCCUGCAAAGCUGUCUCUUUUGGGGAAAAUCUACAUUCUGUAGAGAAUCCCACCCCUUUCCAGGUCUUUUUCCUGAUCCAGGAGAGAAUACACAAAGAGUUUGGCACCUUUUUAAGCCUGAUAAGAAACAUCUGCAAUCUCUUCUCUCUGAAGCCUCCUACCUGGAAGCCUCAUCUGCAUAAUAAGAACCCCUUGGUCUCCACAACCCCUUAUUUUAACCCAGACACUCCCUUCUUCUGAUUCUGGGUCUGUAGAUAAACUCUUUCAACCAAUUGCCAAUGAGAAAAUUCUUGAAUCCACCUAUUAUGUCUCCCUAAAACAUAUAAAACCCAGCUGUAGCCCGACCUCCUUGGGCACAUGUUCU
This is a messenger RNA of Pongo pygmaeus (Bornean orangutan), 7580 nucleotides long. It is a transcript of the gene VWDE, whose product is annotated as von Willebrand factor D and EGF domains. Gene Ontology annotation, cellular component: extracellular region; cell surface. Gene Ontology annotation, biological process: anatomical structure development. Gene Ontology annotation, molecular function: signaling receptor binding; calcium ion binding. NCBI's taxonomy places the organism in Eukaryota, Metazoa, Chordata, Mammalia, Primates, Hominidae. The coding region runs from base 183 to 5456 and encodes 1757 amino acids. The record is from RefSeq and is a predicted model, not a curated record. The transcript is spliced from 32 exons.